Molecule: messenger RNA, 1761 nt
Organism: Branchiostoma floridae (Florida lancelet)
Lineage: Eukaryota; Metazoa; Chordata; Leptocardii; Amphioxiformes; Branchiostomatidae
Product: peptidyl-prolyl cis-trans isomerase NIMA-interacting 1-like
Exons: 5
Coding region: 242-703 (153 amino acids)
Cellular component (GO): nucleus; cytosol
Molecular function (GO): peptidyl-prolyl cis-trans isomerase activity; protein binding
Source: RefSeq, a predicted model, not a curated record
UCCAUUUUAUUAACCCAAGUAAGUUUUAAAAAACCUAUGAACGUGAAAGGUAGAAAAAUAUGGAAAUUCAACGAACCCCAGAUGACUUUGUGUUCGUUGAAACUGAACUACACAGCCCGUAGUCCAUGACCUUUGACCCGGCCGGUGUGCAACUUGCUGUCAGGGAAGAAACGUCCAGGGAUCAUCUCAACGCAACGGUUGGAAACUGUAGAAUCAAGGAGAAGCUGGAACAUCAGAAACAAUGGGCGAUCAGGAGGACCUUCCAGAGGGCUGGGAGAAGAGAGUCAGCAAGAGCCAGGGGAGAGCUUACUAUCUCAAUGUGCAUACAAAGCAAAGUCAGUGGGAGAAGCCUACAGAUGCUGCAACAUCUCAGGUGCGAUGUUCCCACUUACUGGUGAAGCAUGUAGGCUCCAGACGACCUUCAUCUUGGAAACAGGACAAGAUAACACGCACUCAGGAGGAAGCCCUGGAGUUGCUUAAUGAUUUCCGUCAAAGAAUCGUGUCUGGCGAGGUGACUCUUGCAGUCCUGGCAGCGACUGAAAGUGACUGCAGCUCAGCCAGGAAGGGUGGGGAUCUCGGCUUCUUCGGACCAGGCCAAAUGCAGAAGCCCUUUGAAGAGGCAACCUUCAAGCUGAAAGUGGGUGAGCUGAGUGAGCCAGUCUUCACUGAUUCCGGCAUCCAUAUCAUACUUAGAACUGGGUAGUCGUAGGCUCAGUUUACGGUGGUGACAUGCUAAUCAGUCAUUAGUGGCUGUCUUGCAAGUAUUUUACAUGCUUGACAGAGGCAGUCCCAAGGCCACUAUACGUGUUGUCAUUGAAAUACAAUAUACUGAAGAGUGCUUCUUAGAGACAAUAGCUGUAAUGGAUGCAAUCCUAGUGAUACUUUUCCUUAGUAUAACCAAUCUCAGCCAUAGAGUUAUGCAAAGUUCCAAUCUUUGCUAAUUUUAGUUGGCAUCAAGAUAGCAACUAUCGUGUUUAACAUUAUAGUGUAUAUUGUUGUAAACAGACUGGUAGUCAGGCCAACCAAGUACAUGUAUUGCAAUCAAGGAGUAUAAGGAGUAAUGGUGUUUUGACUGAGUGUUGGACCAAACAGGAUGUGAAGCCACCGCACUUCACCUCAAGUUAUUUGAAACGGUUGAAUUGUUUCAGACAAGGCAACACAAUUUUUUUGUAUCUCUAAGCUUUGAUGUUAUGAUGAAUAGUAUGCCAGCUCUAUCCUAUGCUCACAUAUUCCUAGCUGCUGAUGAAACUUACAUUGUAAUCCUCUACCAAUUAUCCAGCACUUGAAGGUGAAAAUGGCAUGAUAAACCUUGAAGAAAUUAAUAAAACCGUACAAGUAAUUACACCAGGCACAGAUGUUGUUCUGUGCACUUUAUUUCAACGUUUGCGCAGCAAGGUCAAAUUCACACCAGCAGUGAUAUAUUCUGUAUUAGGGGUGGGUACCGGUACAGUGUACCAGUACAAAACUGUUAUUUCUUGAUGGACUGGUCUGGAAAAAAUUCAGCAGACCGGAUGUUGGACCGAUAAGAAAAUUAACGGAUUAUACUGGGGAGCUGGAAUAUAGGGUACUCCACCAAACAGAUUCCUUUGUAACGAAAUGGACCAUAGUUUUGAGUAAUGCCCAUUCACAAUAAGGCCCAGGGACCUGGACCUGAACUUCAUAUACCGGUACCCACCCCUAUUCUGUAUGUGUAUGUCAGUUGUGAAUCAAGCUACAAAAAUGGUGGAUUGAACCUAUUAAACAAAAUGCAUAUACAUUUGA